ACACGCGUGUGGGUGAUUAAUACCUCACGAUGAGUUGCAACCUUCAAAUUCCUCCUCUUUUCAAAGAGAUGGUGGUUCCGUUAACAGCCGUUAGUUUUUGUUUUUUAAAUUCUCUCUCUCUCUCUCUCUCUCUCUCUCUCUCUACAUGUAUACGAAGCUCCUCUCCAAACGCCAUUUUACCUCUAUUCUCCAUCCCAAUCUCAAAGAAUCGGAAAACCCAUCUUCCCAAUCCAUAAUCAUUCAUCUCUGCAAAUCCAAUUCCCUCUCUCAAGCUAUUCGUCUCCUCAAUUCAACUGAUCCAAUCCAAAUCUCAGCAAAACCCAUCAUCUACGCCUCUCUACUACAAACAUCCACAAAAUCCCUCUCGUUUAUCUCUGGCCUCCAAAUCCACUCUUGCGUAAUCAAAUCCGGUCUCGACUCCGACCGCUUUGUUGGCAACAGCCUCCUAUCCUUGUACUUCAAGCUUUCCUCUGAUUUCUCGGACACCCGUCGUGUCUUCGACGGUCUUCUCAUCAAAGACGUUGUGACUUGGACUUCGAUGGUAUCAGGAUACGUUCGUUCUGGGGAACCUGAAAAGUCUCUCAAACUGUUUUGCGAAAUGUCAGAUUUCGGAGUUGAGCCAAACGCGUUCACUCUAUCUGCCUCAAUCAAAGCGUGUUCUGAGGUUCGAGAUGUGAGGCUUGGGAUGGGAUUCCAUGGGAAGGUAUUGGGUCGUGGGUUCGAUUCCAAUUGUGUGAUUGCCAGUUCUUUGAUAGAUAUGUAUGGGAGGAAUCUAUGUUUAGAAGACGCACGGAGGGUGUUUGAUGAAAUGGUUGAACUGGAUGCAAUUAGUUGGACUUCACUUAUUUCGGUGUUUACAAGGAAUGAUCGGUUUGAGGAAGCACUGGGUUUGUUUUACUUAAUGCAGAGGAAUUAUGGAUUAGUUUCUGAUGGUUUUACGUUCGGGACCAUUCUGACUGCUUGUGGUAAUUUGGGGCGGUUGAAACAGGGGAAAGAAGUGCAUGCUAAGGUUGUUACGGCUGGAAUUUGCAGUAAUGUCGUUGUUGAGAGCAGCCUUGUUGACAUGUAUGGGAAAUGCAAAUCAGUUGAAGAUUCUCGUCAGGUCUUUGAUCGGAUGACCAUGAAGAAUUCGGUUUCAUGGUGUGCAUUGCUUGGUGGGUACUGUCAAAAUGGUAAUUAUGAAUCCGUUCUUGGGCUCUUUAGGGAGAUGAAGAAAGAGGGAGAUCAUUACAGCUUCGGCACGGUACUUCGUGCUUGUGCCGGUCUAGCAGCCAUGAGACUAGGGAAAGAGGUUCACUGCCACUAUCUAAGGACCGGGGGAUGGAGGGAUGUGAUUGUGGAAUCGGCUCUCAUUGAUCUUUAUGCAAAGAGCGGUUAUAUCGAUCAUGCUUACCGAGUUUUUACUAAGAUUCCUGUUAGGAAUUUGAUUACUUGGAAUUCGAUGAUUUGUGGCUUUGCUCAGAAUGGUAGAGGAGAGGAAGCUCUUAGGAUGUUUGAUGGGAUGAUUAAGGAAGGGAUUAGACCUGAUUAUAUUAGUUUUAUCGGUGUUCUUUUCGCUUGUAGCCAUUCGGGUUUUGUUGACAGAGGGCGAGGGUAUUUUAUAUCAAUGAAGGAAGAUUACAGUAUUAAAGCCGGGAUCGAGCAUUACAAUUGCAUGGUUGAUCUUCUUGGCCGAGCAGGGCUACUCGAAGAAGCGGAAGAUUUGAUAGGGAAGGCAGAAGAUUUUGGGGAUGAUUCAUCUCUUUGGGCAGCUCUUCUCGGUGCGUGCACAGCACAUUCAAACAUGGGUGUAGCCGAGCGCGUGGCGAAGAAGAUGAUGGAACUGGAGCCAGAUUACCAUUUGAGCUACGUCCUUCUUGGCAAUGUAUAUAAGGCAGCUGGUCAGUGGGGUGAUGCUCUGAAGAUAAGAAAGCUGAUGGAAAAUAGAGGGAUAAAGAAAACGCCAGGGAAGAGCUGGAUUGAAGUUAAAAGCAAUGUCGGUUCUUUUCUACAUCCUACUAAUUUGGUUCCAUUAAAGGAAGAGAGUCCCUUAGAUAUCAAGGGUUUGAAUUCAAGGGUGAGGAGAGAUGGAUGUGGACCAGAUGUAGUCCAUGAAACUGAUAAGCGAGCUAUAGGCGACUAACAGUGUGAUCUCGGGCAAGGAUAGGAAGGUUUGGAGAUGGGUGGCUAACAAGAUUUUCACUUUGAAUUCUGUGUUUAGGCAAUUUGAGCGAAUGGCGGGCAUUUGUAUCCUUUAGCAAAAAC
This is a messenger RNA of Magnolia sinica, 2244 nucleotides long. Its product is annotated as pentatricopeptide repeat-containing protein At1g03540. Gene Ontology annotation, biological process: RNA modification. The transcript has a single exon. Gene Ontology annotation, molecular function: RNA binding; protein binding. NCBI's taxonomy places the organism in Eukaryota, Viridiplantae, Streptophyta, Magnoliopsida, Magnoliales, Magnoliaceae. Bases 146 to 2122 code for a protein of 658 amino acids. The record is from RefSeq and is a predicted model, not a curated record.